UCCUUCUCAAUGUAAGAUUUCUUCAAUCUCAUGCACAUGCUUUGGAGAGCAGCCAUGGUCUUGCCAGGGAAUUGAUAUAUCACUUUUUCGUAGUCUAUGUUCUGGUACUCAUAAUUUUUCUUCAAGAUCUUCUUGAGACUCUUAAUUUCUCUGAAGGAAAAUUCAAAUUUAGAAACAGUCUGGAUUCGGGCAACAAGCUUCUCUGGGGUAGCCUUCCAUCCUGAUCUAUGUCAAAGUUCUUGAACUCCUUCGUGAUGAGUCAGGUCAGUUUCUGGGUCAAGCUUCAAGAGAUCAUUAAAAGUGAAGAUUCCUUCUUUCUCCAUAUCUCUGAUUUUCUGGAACAAAGACUUGUCUUCUGUCUUGCCCCAUCUUCUGAAAAUUACCUUAUCUGUCUUCUUCUUGGAAAAUAGCUUGUCCUUGGUCUUUCAGGAGAAUUUCAUCAGCUGAAUCUGAGUUGUCUUCGUGUUAGAGUUCUCUGAGCCAGGGGUCUCUUCCUUCUUGUCCAGUGGCAAGGAAUUAUUCAAUAUUGAAAAAUCAGGAAGUCCAACUUCUUGAGCUUCUUCGUCAAAUUGAUGGGCUGGCAUCCCGAACAAAGUGUUGUCAACAGCUUCUUGGCCAACUUCGAGAACUUUUGGGGAACUGGCUUGAUCGUUUUGUAGGGUAUCCACAUUUUCGGGGACAUCCACGGAGCAAUAUUUGGCUAUAAAAAGUCUUGAGGAAUUGGGAUUUAUAAUGAGUUAA
Moneuplotes crassus is the source of this 741-nucleotide messenger RNA. Lineage: Eukaryota; Ciliophora; Spirotrichea; Euplotida; Euplotidae. The record is from the annotation of a GenBank genome assembly.